Aspergillus tanneri is the source of this 2088-nucleotide messenger RNA. Its product is annotated as polyprenyl synthetase family protein. The record is from RefSeq and is a predicted model, not a curated record. The coding region runs from base 1 to 2088 and encodes 695 amino acids. Gene Ontology annotation, biological process: isoprenoid biosynthetic process. The transcript is spliced from 8 exons. Lineage: Eukaryota; Fungi; Ascomycota; Eurotiomycetes; Eurotiales; Aspergillaceae. Gene Ontology annotation, molecular function: prenyltransferase activity.
AUGAGUACAUAUCAGGGUUAUCCAUUUCAAUUCUCGGAACAAUUCCAGCCCAUUGGGAUCCCACAGGGCCGUUUCCAGAGUACUCUUCCGGUCCGUGUCUCAAAAUUCGCGGAUCAAAUCCAAAACGAGGCAGAGAAGGUACAGGAAAAAUUGGCAGAGAGACUUGGGACAAAUUCCAAGAGCCUCGCUCGGAGUGGUACAACUACUUCCCACGGGAAUAUUAUCUCGUGGAUAUUUCCAGAAUGUCCGCCAUCCUGGAUUACGUUUUUGGCAGAAGUGGCAGAGCUCACGCUUUACUUCGAUGAUGUCACAGAUACACUUGACAAGGCAUCACAUGACGAGAUCCUUUCGAACGCAUUAGCCAGUGUUCCUACUGGCGAACCUGGAACAUCUGACUCCAGCAUAAUGGCGACAUUCAGCCACUUCUUGGAUAUACCGGACCGGAUCACGUUCUUGUCAGAACUCGAAGAUGUGUUCCUAGCACAAACUGCUCAUGUUGGAAAAUCCAUGUCCUUUGAAGAGUUUCAAACUUUCAAGAUCAGGCAUUCUGGAUCCAGGCUAUUUGCAAACCUGAUAGCACGUUUUAAUGGUCAGCAGGUCUCUCAGCAGGAGAGAGACUCCAUCGCUUAUUUUACCGACAAGCUCAUGCUUAGUACCUCCUUGAUGAAUGACCUUAAUAGUUUCCACAAAGAGUUUGAGGAACACAGCGCAAGGGGGAAUAUAGAGACGAUUGGCAACGUGAUGGCGUUGCUUAUGUCCGGUUAUGGCUACGAAGAGGGGGAGGCUGCGAGUAUCGUUAAGCAAGAGAUCCUGACCCUUGAAAAGCAGGGGCUGGAGGAAUUUCACGCUUGGCAUAGCUCCAACCUGGCAAAAUCGCCAAAUCUAGUGGGGUACGCCUUUACAGUUCUGACAUAUCUUGGAGGACUGAACUAUUGGAUGUCGCAUUCGGAACGGUAUUUUCGGACAGAUUUGAGAACAACAGCCAAAGACCGUGCGACUCUUGUCAGAAACUCAGCUUCCAGUGUCCGACGUCUCAAAAACUACCCUGUCCCGCAGGCGAUUAAUGGCCCCGAUACAUCAAUAUUAGGGAUAUGUUCCAUCUUCUCAGACUGUCCUUCUAAUACUAAUAAUUUCGAAAGAAACGGCCAAGAAGCGGCUUCCGAAGCCUUGGUUAAUAGAGGUGGGUGCACAGGUAUGGAUUUGUGUGUGGCCCCCUACGACUACAUCAGAUCUCUCCCUGGUAAAGGAACUAUGGCCAGAAUGGUUGACGCGAUGCAUGCCUGGUUCUGCGUCCCGACCGAGUCUUCUGAGACCAUCAAAGCCUUAAUAGUAAUGAUCUUCAACAGUUCGCUUAUGCUGGAUGAUAUUCAGGAUGACUCCCUAAAACGACGCGGAAUGCCAGCUGCACAUGUCGUGCACGGUGUAGGCCAGACAGUCAAUUCUGUCUCGUACAUGGGACUUAAAGUGCUUCGACUAUGUGAGGACCUGAGGCACUCAAGUGCAUGCAGGAAGGUCUUGUAUGACGAAUUGGAAGCCUUGUUUUCGGGUCAGGCUCUUGAGCUGUACUGGAAAUUUCACAAGCAAUGCCCGACAAUGAGCGACUAUCUUGUAAUGAUUGACAAGAAGACCGGUGGCUUUUUCCGGGUUGUUAUGCGGGUCAUGGCUGCAGAGGCUUCCUCACCAAUCCCUUGGGACAGCGAUUUGGUUCGUUUCAUAUCCCUCCUGGGGAGAUACUACCAAAUUCGAGAUGAUUAUCAGAAUUUGGUAUCUGAGGAGUAUGCGGCUAAAAAAGGCUUCUGUGAGGAUCUUUCAGAGGGCAAGUUCUCAGUUGUUCUGAUACACACUCUGCAGAAUAGCCUUACUGCAGACAGAGUCCGCGGGCUGGUAUUUGGUGGGGCCAGGAUUGGCAUGUCUGAUGAAAUACGAUCAUAUAUACUCUCCGAGAUGAAUGCUGCGGGAAGUCUAGAGUACACAAGAUGUAUUCUCGCAGACCUCCACCAAAGACUUUUGAGAAUGCUGGAUGACAUUGAGGCCACAAUGGGGGAGAAUAAGCCUUUGAGGAACUUAAUUCUGUUCUUAAAGGUUUAA